This is a messenger RNA of Ectocarpus siliculosus, 615 nucleotides long. Lineage: Eukaryota; Phaeophyceae; Ectocarpales; Ectocarpaceae. The record is from the annotation of a GenBank genome assembly.
AUGAGUUUCAUCUCGUCACUCUUCCCGUACAUCCCGUGGACGAAGCACGAGAGAAGCAAAGUUGCAGUCGAGGCCAGUUACACCUUGCGGUCCCAGUCCGCCAGCUCUGCGGGUGGGACCGUGCUGGAUCUUAUCAUCCAAUUCCCACCAUUAUUCCAGGCGUUUGAAGAGUACUGCCGCAACGCCUUGUGCAGCGAGUCGCUCAUGUUUCUGGUGGACGCGGACGAGUUCAACUCUGCUCUUCAUGCCGUGUCCAAAUUUUCUACUGCUGGCAAGGACCCUGAGUCUGCAGCAGUGGCUGUCAACGAGUGCGAGCACAACCCCAAUUUCGAGCAGUUCGCCGCCAUAGUAGACAAAUACAUCCGGGAGGGUUCUCCGUUCGAAGUGAACAUCGAGAGCAAAAUCAGAAACGAGAUUCUCAGGGAGGUGGACCGUGCGAGCUUCGAACGCCUCAAUCUGGAUGACAAAGAGCACCUUCUGGAAAAAGCGACGAAACAAGUCAGCAACAUGCUAAGGGAAAAUCUCUAUCACAAGUUUAGAGAAACAGAGCAGUUCAAGCAGAUUCAAGAACAACUCUUCUCGGUGGAAAAUACAACUCGAAGGAGCGUAGUGUGA